Messenger RNA from Danio aesculapii, 9275 nucleotides. RefSeq names its product ataxin 1a (gene atxn1a). Gene Ontology annotation, biological process: negative regulation of transcription by RNA polymerase II; nervous system development. The coding region runs from base 758 to 3103 and encodes 781 amino acids. The record is from RefSeq and is a predicted model, not a curated record. The transcript is spliced from 5 exons. Lineage: Eukaryota; Metazoa; Chordata; Actinopteri; Cypriniformes; Danionidae. Gene Ontology annotation, cellular component: nucleus. Gene Ontology annotation, molecular function: RNA binding; protein binding.
GUGGGGGCACGGAGCGAUAGAGCUAUUAGCUCGGGCUGCAGCAGACAUCAUUGUACGAGCGGAGGGGAGACGAUUCCACCGGCAGUGCGCGAGAACGCACGGAGCCCCUGGCAACACGGAGAGCCUCGCGCUUCCCUGCCCGUUAUACCGUACAGGAAUGGUGAGGAUAGUCGGAGCCAGACAGAAGCAGACGUGGACAGACAGAGUGGGAAUCUUAAGCCAUCCCCUCAGUAGACAACAGCAGGAGGAGGGAUCUACACUUCGCCAUCACAGACGGACUCUUCUCUCACAUUGAACAUCCCAAACUUCUACCUGGGCAAGAUACACCGAUAUCCUCCGACUAGGCUGUGCUGGAGGCCUGCGCUGAAACUACGAGCCGCGUUGGGAUUGUAACGACUUCAAUGGGCCACGACACUCACUGAAACACUGGAGGCUACUGAAUGAGGUUCUUCCUGCAGUCCUGGAGACACUCUCUCAGAAGGAAAUGAUUCCACAUGAAUUGCAUGGACCGCUCUCCUGCAGCAGGUGUGACUUCAAUUGCUUAAGACUGAAAUCUGUGUCAAUCCGACCUUAGGCACAGGACACAUCCCCUCUCACCACCACUUUCCUCUUUACCCCAUUCCCAUCUUUGCUCCAAGCCAAUCAGUGGGAGGGCACACUCUGUUAGCAAGACAAACAGAGACCAGGAGGGAGAGGAAAAGAGCCAAAAAAGGGGAAAGAAAAAUCCAGAAAGAGUGAUUCAAGAUUCUCAGACACCAUGAAGUCAAACCAGGAGCGGAGCAAUGAAUGCCUGCCCCCAAAGAAGCGUGAAAUCCCAGCAAGCACUCUGCCCUCAGAGGAGAAGCCCAUGGUGAUGGCGCCUGCCAAUGAGAGCCAGCGUGGAGGGAACCUGGCUUGGCUUGCCAGUCUGGCCAGUGGGCAUGACAAAGGCCGGCUGCACACCAGCACCUCUGCAGAACCAGAUGGGCCUCAAUAUAAACCAUUGUCAGCCGUGGCUGAGAGCGCACCUUCCUCGUCCACACACUCAACCAGAGCUCUAUCUGCAGUGACCACCAUACCUGCAGUUUACACAUCACCUCUCUCCCAUUCACCUAGCGCAAUCCAGUACACACCCCUGCCUCACAAUAUACACUUCAUCAACCCUCCCUACUCUGCACCAUAUGCUGGCUACAUCUCACCACUAGCUCCCCCUUUAGCUGCCACCACUACCACACAACGUGAAAUUUAUGCCAGCACCUCCAGUUCUCCAGUAUCCAAAAUUGAUCAGCACCACCAAUUGGGCCGUCCUCAAGGCCUGGUCACAACUGACAACUCCUCUUCACCUCACUCCACUCAAUAUGUUCAAAUUGCUGGAUCUCCUCUAAGCAUAUCCCCUCGAACUGUUUCAUCACCGCAUACACACUUGCCACUACAUUUACAUCCUCACCACACACUUCCCCUUGGUGGCCCUUCACAGGUCUUAGUCCCAUACACGGAAAGUCUUUUACCCAAGAGGGAGGAGACAAGGACCAGGGAGUUGCUGAAUGGAGAGCUGGAGAAGGACAGACGUUUUGGUCCAUCUUCUGAGUCUAGUGCAGGGAAGCAGGGCAGCACUGCCAAAGGGGGUUCCUCUGCCCAGCAGCACCAGAUCCACCAGCAGCAAAGCCCACGUCACUUUGAAACUCGGCAUGUUGUGCUACCUGCUGAAUAUCCGCAGGACAGCACAGCCAUGAGGACCUCAUUGGUGCUGGUACCUAAUAGUCAUAGCUCCACUAGUGCUGAUUCUAUAGGUACAUCAGACAAGCUGCCUCCCUCGACAUCCCACCAUGAAAAAGGAGGCAUUUGUGCUGGCAAACCUGUCUCCCGCAGUUCCUCCUUAUCUUCCUCCCUUUCAUUUGCUCUUCCCCCUCCACCUGUGGACAAUCUUAAGGGAGCAGUUCCAGGGCAGUCUCACCAUGCAGUCAUUCAGACCACACUUAACAGCACAGAGUCACUCUCCCUAAGCCUCCCCUCCACUAAUUUCUACUCCACCCAGCAGCCUAUCAUUGGUUACUUUGCCGGCACAGGGCACCAGCAGCCUCUCAGCUACCACACCACCUUACCCCAGCACUUGGUCAUCCCUGGAACUCAGCCGGUCAUCAUCCCAGUAAGUGGAACUGAAGCUACCGCUACAUCAACUGCUGCACUGCCCCAUGCUUUCGUCACCUCAACAGCCCCCAAAGUGGAGACUUUUGAAUCUCCGGCUCCAUACCCCCACCCUGCCACCGCUAUGGUUCAAGCCCAGCUGCAUUUGCCUGUGGUUCCAGCACCUGCUGGCCUGCUGACAACUCCACCUCCACCCUCAGCUCCUUCAAUGCCACCCUACUUCACCAAGGGCUCCAUCAUCCAAUUGGCAGAUGGGGAACUGAAGCGUGUGGAAGACCUGAAAACAGAGGAUUUCAUUCAGAGUGCUGAGAUUAGCAACGAGCUGAAGAUUGAUUCCAGCACUGUAGAGCGCAUCGACAGCAGUCAUACACCUAACUUUGCUAUAAUACAGUUUGCUGUAGGAGCGCAACGCUCACAGGUCAGUGUGGAGGUGCUAGUAGAGUAUCCUUUCUUUGUGUUUGGCCAGGGCUGGUCAUCUUGUUGUCCGGAUCGGACUACUCAGCUGCUCGAGCUGCCAUGCACCAAGCUUUCAGUGGGUGAUGUCUGCAUCUCUCUCACCCUGAAGAACCUGAGGAACGGUUCUAUCAAGAAGAGCCAGGGGCAAGUCUUGGACGCGCCUGCCCUCGGUCCACCUCUUAAAUCACCAAAAGCACUCUCGAGUGGCGCACGAGGGGGUGUUCGGCACACAGAACAGGAAAAUGGACUCGGGCAGUGUGCAGAUCAGGGAGGUAGAGGCGGUCAAGGCAAUAGAGAGAACGGAGAACUGAGGUUUGGUGAAAGGGACAACUGCAAAGCUCCAACACACACAGAAUCAGAGACCACCAGUAAACCCACAGGUCGAAAAAGAAGGUGGUCCGCCCCCGAGGGUCGCAAAGUAGAAAAUCCAGAAGGAGAGCCCCCUUUAACGUUCCCUAAGCCUUCUUUCAUCCCUCAGGAGGUUAAAAUCAGUAUCGAAGGCAGAUCAAAUAUUGGAAAGUGAACAUGCAUCAGACUGUCCGGUUUUACAAUUGCAAAAUUUGCCCUCAGAAUGUUUUUAUUUGAUCUGUUGUCCAGAUUUCUUUUCCUAAAGUCAAGAUUUACUCAGUAUCUACGUUAUCACUUCUAACAUUGUAAUAGAGGAAUUCAAUAUUACACAGGCAAUUGGUGCAAUUCAUUUGAUUGGUCAAAUACAAGGUGGAUGUAGAGCAAGGUGAGAAGGUUGUGAGACGACAUGAUAUCCUGAAGGCUCUGGCAUAUAAAAUCACAGCUGACAAGACGUCUCUCUAGUCUCUCACCUACGACAUUCUUUCGCUUGCAAACCACACUUAGUGGCAAUUAAAACAUUCUUUUGCUGAGUGAACCUGAAAAUGUUAGUAAGGGAAGAUGAACAAGUGGUGUGAAUAUGGUGGCAGAACGGAAAUCACUCCUCCACUGGUUGCAGGAGUUUACAUGAUGUCAGCCAUCUUGUUUAACUGUGACUACAAGAGACUAUCCAAAUCGAUCCUAACAAUAUAGAGCAGUAUGGUCAGCACAGUUAGACUAGCAUAGAUUCUAUUAACGUUUAUUGAAGUGCAAAAAGAGGUUUCCAAAUACCAUGGUACAGGCCAAGAGAGAUGAUGUCAUUGAGCGGUGCCAGUUUGCUCCUCAGAAAAGACGAAACUUUAAACAGGGAAGAUUGACAAAUCUAUUUUUAUAUAUCCAACUGUCUAACCUUUUAUUUGACUAUUUUUGUAGUUUUGCAUGUUUUCGUCUUACUUUUCAAACCCUCCUAUCAUACCUGAUGGGUAGAUUUUUCUUAUGUUUUCCCCCCUUUUUUGUGAUGAAUGUGUCAACCUUGCAAUCAGGGGUCAUUUUUUUGUACGUAGACACAGAAUGGGUUCUUGUCUAUGAAUAUAUAUGCAUGGAUGUAUCUUGAUGCAUACAAACACAAUGGAUGAGGAGAUCGACCAGUCUUUUGUUUUAGUGCAGUCUCGGCUGUUUUGAUUUCGUUUAAAGAAGAGAAAGUUGAUUAUUUUGAAAGAAAGAGUUGGAAAGUUGGCUGCGAAGGAUGAGGUGUGAGUGCCGAAGCGCUUAACUAACACGCCUGUCACUGAUAGUAGUUUCAAUCAACUGAAUGAAAUAAUGAUGUAUUAUUGUUAUUGUUAUUGCUACAACUAUUUUCUGUUGACUUUUUUCAAUGUAAACACAGUACUGUAUGCUGUAUCAUCAAUUGGAUGUUGAGUGACUCUGGAAAGACGGUAGGGUCACAGUGAAGGAAUGAAUGUAAAAGGUGAUGAAAGAAAAUGAGAUUUUGUCCUCAUGAGGACUGCUUUAAAGGAAGCACUUUUUUAAUGAAUGGCUAAGCCAUCUCAAGCACGUUGAGUAAAGAUGAUAAAACAACUGCCAUUUAAGUAAUUUAAAGCUAGUCGAAUGAAAGUAUGAAUGCAAAUAAGGAUGGAAUGGAAAUGCGUACAGAGACUGUUUAUAUAUUUACGAGCGAUAUGAUAUGAGAGACAAAGUGUAAGUGAGAAACUCUGGCUACGGUAAUCUUUGGAGGAUCGAAGAGUGUCAUAUACUUGUUUGUUAGCAACGUGUGUGAUCGUGCCCGCAUGCGAGUUUGUGUGCAGCCGCACACAUACACAUGUACACACGGUUACGGUGAUUUUCAGUCAUGUUGAAAUAGACAUGUCAUGUAUUUUUUGUACAUUAACGUGUAUAGAACUGCAUAUGCUAUAUCUAUCUUACUGUAUGAGAGCGCAAGACUACAUGAGCACGUUUUUAGUCCCGUCCCCCAAGACACUGACUCAUCGAACGUAUGUGAAAGCAGUCAUGUAGUCAUUUCAGUUUUGUGUGAGUGUGUGUGUGUGUUUGGGUGCGUGCAUGUGUGUGUGUACCACACAUAUUAUAAAUAGAUAUUUAAGUUCUACUUAAAAGAAUAUUGCAAUUUGCACAUCUGGAGAGAUAGUAACAUGAUUUAUUUUGUUUUCUGCCUGCACAGACAGGGCCGAAAACCUGAUUUUAACUGAAAUGUAGCAGUCUCUUGGCAAGUUUGUUUAGUUCGCAGGUCUGUUGGGUUCAUUUUCAUUAGGAAAACCAGGAAGCUCCUUUUCAGGAGGUUUUGUAUCAGCAGGAUUUUUGCACAGUGCUGUGUUGAAGAGUUCGUUCAUAGCCUGUAGCCUGCAUACUUGUCAAGUCGUUCGAGUGGCCACACUCAAGUUAACUUUGGUAGGUGAAAAUCUGGCAGGAAGAUGGGUUGUAGUAGAGAAUAAAAGAUGAAUGAAUGGAUUUAAUGAGUGGUGGAGGGUGGGUGAGUGAGUGCACCCCAUAUACAAUUUGAAAAUGCUUUAUUUUUUUAUAAUAAAACAGGGUUUCUCAGAUCAACACCACAAGCAUGCAUUUUAUUUUAUUUUUUCCAUUGGAAAUGUCUCCACUUCUGUCUUUUGACCUGUGUGUGUGAGUUUUACUUGGAUUGUAUGUGUGAAUGUAUCCGCUUCAACCAAUCAAACUUGAUAUUUUCAUUGUGUUCGACAUUUAUUUUGGGCCAAACGCUAGAAAUUUUAUUGUUUGUCCGUUGAACCACCCCAAGAACAGAACUGUCGAUGGCGGUCUCACAUUUUUGUCUGGUUUUUCCGAUCUUUUCCUGUUGUCCUUCUCUUCAUGUAAUGAUCAGUGUUUUCAAUGUUGCUCAUUGCUUCAAUCAUUUUACAGUCUGCCUCCUUCUGGUUGCACAGUGUGGUUCCACGUACGCACGAGAAGCAUUCCGAACAACGGCACGUAGCAAUAACCCUUAGUCUCUAGUGCUGAACCAAAAAUACAAAAAAACACAUAGACAUCCACGCCAGACCUUCUGUUCGACCUCAGCAAGCUGUUUUUUUUAUCCUCUUUAGGUUGAUUUGCAGUUUGCACAGCCAGCCCUCAGUAACUUCAGGGAGAAAUGUAAAUUAAUAUGCAGUGACAGAGUCUGUCCCCUCCUAGCCGUCUUAACCCAUAAUCUAUAGUGACCUCUAGAUGCUCUUCAGGUGCCCAUACAGAACCAGUACGCCUCUCUCAGAGUAUGUUUACCCAACCGCAACCGUUAGCUACCUUCUGUUGCCUGGCACGUACGUUCGACCGCUUUCUCACAAGGCACAACCACCUACAGUUCCUACAAUUUCUCUCUUUUUAUCUGUUCCUCAUAUUCAUAGCCAUAUAACCUUGACAGUAUUUUUGACCGAGUUUCAUGUCAAAUGUAGGUUUUGAGAUUUUAGGGGAGAAUACUAAUUCAUUCACUUGUACUCACUUAUGAUAUCUGUUAUCGUCAACAUGAAUUGAUAGUUGAACCCGUUUGACUUCCACAGUGUGGUAUGUUUCAGGGUUUGCAAUAAGAAAAAGCAGGUUUUUCAUGGUAAAACGAAAGUGACUUUACUAAAAUAAUUAAAACAUGGUCAUGUGAGUGGGAGAUUAAAUUUGUUUUGUCUGGAAGACCAUAGCUGCGUCCCAAAUGGCACACUAUACACUAUGCACUCAUGCACUAUGUACUUAUGCACUUACACACUUAAUAGCAUAGUAGAUGAAUGUAGUGUCGUCCCAAAUGGAACACUAAUGGUUUUUUACUAAGCGGAAAUUCAAACCGUUUCCCAGAUGACAUUUGACGGUUGCCAAAUUAGUGAAAUAAAUGAACAAAGUAAAAUACCUGCCGUGAGUAUUGCAGCAUUCUCCAUCAGGAGGCGCUAUAAUCACUCUCAUAGGAGAAUUUCGCUUUCACAAUCCAAAAUCCAACAUGUGCGCCCGAUAGCUCCGCCCCUUCCGCUACGUGGGCAAAGCUACGGUCAUUAAGUGUGUGAAGUGUCCAACAUUACACACUUCAUUUUACCGGUCGAAUGAGUGCAUCAUCCUGGUAAUUAAAGUGCACUUAUUAUUUUUCGAGUUUUCAGUGUGAACGCACUACUUACGCUAUUUAUACUACAAAAUGGCGUAAAAUAGUGCAUAAGUAUGCGAUUUGGGACGCACCUCAUGUACUUUUUAAAAUAAAGGCUCCAAUUUUGACUCCAUAGAAAACCAUUUUGGUUUCCACAUCUGCAACACUUUUGGUUGAAGAGUUUCUAAGACACAAGUGUCGAACUCCAGGAACUUGAGAGCCGCAACUGCAAAGUUUAGCUUUAACCCCAGUUAAACACACCUGAUCAAACUAAUUGAGUCUUUCAGGCUUGUUUGAAGCCUAAAGGUAUGUGUGUUGAAGCAGGGUUGGAACUAAAAUGUGCAGGGUUGUGGUCCUUUGGGAACUGAGUUUGACACCCCUGGUCUAAGAAGAUUUUUAAAAGAUUCCCUAAAAUCCCUUUUCAACUGUAAAGAACCUUUUGUGUGGUACAAAACAUUAAAGGUUCUUCAUGGAACCAUUGAUGCCUAUAUUUUCAAAAGCGCAUCAAUUUUUCCCUCACAAUAAGACCUAGAAAGACUUUUAAAAAAUGUCAAAUUUCAAAUAAUUUUAACUUUCUUUUAUCUAUUUAGCUAAUCUCCAGGUUUGGUGAUGCUUUUAGCUUAGCUUAGCAUAAAUUGAUGUUUCGGAUUCGACCAUUAGCAUUUUGGUGAGUUUGGUCAUUGCACGUGCUGCAGCAGAGUUCCUUAAUUAUUACGCCGGAAUGAGAGUAUAGUAGAUACUGGUGUAAUUGAUCACAAAUCUCAUGGUUCGGAUCACAUAGUAGUUUUUCAGUCACGGGUUGGACCAUUAUUCGGAUCAGCCAAAAAGGGGAGGUGACAAGUUUAAUUUGCUUUGCAUUUAUUACAAAAACAGUACUGCAACAGAACUUAACAGAACCUGUAAUUUUAUUAAAAAUAAUAUGAAGAAAUCCGCUUACACUGAAUGCAUUGAUGCACGCUAAAUAAGUAGUGACAGAAAACCCCUUUAAUAACCUAAGAAACCCACCACAUCCUGAAUAACCCACCACAACUUCGUUUAUCAUCAUUAUAUUUUACAGGAAAGCCUAAAUGCUUUCAUACAUGUGAUUUGAAUGACUCAAGAGGCGAUCUCUCUGUGAUCGUUACAAAUUUGGAAAUAAUCUACCAAUUAAACAAUGUAUUAAUCCGUGAGCCACAUGUGUUCUGAACCAUGGGUUGUGAUCAACCGUGAUCCGUUACACCCCUAAUAGUAUCUAGCCAAAUCAGCCUGUAAAAUAGCAACUUUUCAUUUUGUCAGUUUUAGUACAUAAUGCAACUACGAAAGAGUCCAUUGUUAAACAGGAAAAUCAUCAAAACUCGACCUGAUUCGACAAUCUAAGCUAAGCUAAGCUAAAUAUACCCCAACCAAACCAAAAUAUUGGCUGAACGAAUUCAAAAAUGGUAUAAUCAACCAUCUGUUUAACUCUAGGAGAGUUCUAAAAUGAACCUUUUGUCAUAAGAGUGUUUCUUUAAGCGAUUAAUUUAAGUUGAUUUUUGAUUCAUGUUGACUUGAAGUGUCACUUGUUAUGGACCAGGAGGUAAACAAGUGUACUCGUUCAACCCAGUUAUGCAAUUAGUUUGCAUUAUCAACAUCCGAGCGUCCGUGUCGCCUACUGUUUAGGAAUAAAUCCAGCUGCGAAUGAAUUAAAUAUGCUUGACGUUGAUGACCUGAAUGAAUGAAACAUCACAGAUGCUGGGCGCCGUCACAUUUGACGGUCAUCACAAAGAGAAUAAAAGAUGCACAUGGUACAGUUGGAGGUUUAUUGUACUGAUAACGAUCGUCUCUUGUGACCUCCAGUGUCGAGAGAUGAGAGAAAUAACUGAACAUUAUUAGUAGCAGCCGCUAUUUUUUUAGUCAUAUGAUAAUCAAUCCUCACAACUCUUCUGUUUCUGUUACACGCGUAACAGUUUGUGCCAUCUGUAUGUAGCACUCUUUCUGUGGCUUGCAGUCCCUCGACUUGUAUGCUAGUAAGUUUAAAACCAUCUGUAGCCUGUGGGUUUAAAGAUUUUACUUUGCUCCGUGCAAGUAAAUUGUGUUUUUCAGUUUAUAGUGAGCCCCCCUGAUCUCUCGUUGUUUUGCACAAUCCUGCUUUAUUGUUUCUUUGGCAGAGGGGUGAGUUUGCUGUCUCUGACGUUAUGACGACAUCAUUUGCUUUUCUGUUAAAGGUCAAAAAUCUUUCCUUGGGCUUACUCAGGGAUGGGAAAUAGGUGUGAAUGUGUGUGUUGAGGAGGUAGUGUGACCUUUGAAAGGUUUGUGUACGUGUAAAGAGAUAAAUAUA